Nicotiana tabacum (common tobacco) is the source of this 531-nucleotide messenger RNA. NCBI's taxonomy places the organism in Eukaryota, Viridiplantae, Streptophyta, Magnoliopsida, Solanales, Solanaceae. The record is from RefSeq and is a predicted model, not a curated record.
AUGGGAACUAUAAGUGCAGCAACACAGAGGUCUGAAGAAGAGAAAAAGCUAAAGAAGCAAUUGGAAAAAUGGAUAACUAUAGAGGAAAGUAUAUAUAAGCAGAAAUCUAGGAAUCAAUGGUUGAAGCUAGCGGACCACAAUACAGCUUUCUUUUUUGCUAGCAUGAAGAAUAGAGUAAAUCAAAAUAAGAUUAGAAGUCUCCAAAAUACAGCUGGUGAAAUUAUUCAGUCUAGAGAAGCAAUAGAAAUGGAAAUAGUGGGAUUCUACAAAGGGUUAUUGAGAGCAGCAGCUCAUAGCAUACUAGCCAUUCAACCAAGCAUCAUGAAGGAGGGCAAUGUACUAGACAGAAAGCAACAGUUAAAACUAAUUGAAUAUGUUACUAUGGAAGAGAUACAACUUGCUUUGAAGGGAAUAGAUGAACUAAAGGCCCCAAGAUGUGAUGGUUUCAACUCAAAGUUCUUUAAGAAGACAUGGGGGAUUACAUGGCAAGAAGUAUCUGAGGCGGUGCUCCAAUUCUUCAAACAAAGCUGA